GCGAAGAUGGCGACGGCCUUGAGCGAGGAGGAGCUGGACAAUGAAGACUAUUACUCGUUGCUGAACGUGCGCAGGGAGCUUUAGGCUGCUGGCCAGCUCCCAUUACAUCAAACCAGAAUGUCUGUUGCUGUUUCCUUCAGGCCUCUUCUGAAGAGCUGAAAGCUGCCUACCGGAGGCUGUGUAUGCUUUACCAUCCAGACAAGCACAGAGACCCGGAGCUCAAAUCACAAGCAGAACGACUAUUUAACCUUGUUCACCAAGCUUAUGAAGUGCUUAGUGAUCCCCAAACCAGGGCCAUCUAUGACAUAUAUGGGAAGAGAGGACUGGAAAUGGAAGGAUGGGAGGUUGUGGAAAGGAGGAGAACACCAGCUGAAAUUCGAGAAGAGUUUGAGCGACUGCAAAGAGAGAGGGAAGAGAGGAGACUGCAACAGCGAACUAAUCCCAAGGGAACAAUCAGUGUUGGAGUGGAUGCUACUGACCUUUUUGAUCGCUAUGAUGAAGAGUAUGAAGAUGUAUCUGGAAGCGGCUUUCCACAGAUUGAAAUUAAUAAAAUGCACAUAUCCCAGUCCAUUGAGGCACCCUUGACAGCCACAGACACAGCCAUCCUCUCUGGAAGCCUCUCAACCCAGAAUGGAAAUGGAGGGGGCUCCAUUAACUUUGCUCUCAGACGAGUCACUUCUGCAAAGGGAUGGGGAGAGUUGGAAUUUGGAGCUGGAGACCUACAGGGGCCUUUAUUUGGUCUCAAGCUGUUCCGUAAUCUCACACCAAGAUGCUUUGUGACGACAAACUGUGCUCUGCAGUUUUCGUCCCGUGGAAUCCGGCCUGGCCUUACCACUGUCCUAGCUCGGAACCUGGACAAGAACACUGUGGGCUACCUGCAGUGGCGAUGGGGUAUCCAGUCGGCCAUGAACACUAGCAUCGUCCGGGACACUAAGACCAGCCACUUCACUGUGGCCCUGCAGCUGGGGAUCCCUCACUCCUUCGCACUGAUCAGCUAUCAGCACAAGUUCCAGGAUGAUGAUCAGACACGUGUGAAAGGGUCCCUCAAGGCAGGCUUCUUUGGGACCGUGGUGGAAUACGGGGCUGAGAGGAAGAUCUCCAGGCACAGUGUCCUGGGUGCAGCCGUCAGCGUGGGCGUCCCUCAGGGAGUCUCUCUCAAAGUCAAGUUAAACAGAGCCAGUCAGACUUACUUCUUCCCUAUCCACUUGACGGAUCAGCUUCUUCCCAGUGCUGUGUUCUAUGCCACCGUCGGGCCUCUCGUGGUCUACUUCGCUAUGCACCGUCUGAUCAUCAAACCAUACCUCAGGGCUCAAAAAGAGAAGGAAUUGGAAAAGCAAAGGGAAAGCACCGCCACCGACAUUCUGCAGAAGAAGCAGGAGGCAGAAGCUGCUGUUAGAUUGAUGCAGGAAUCUGUCCGAAGGAUCAUCGAGGCAGAAGAGUCCAGAAUGGGCCUCAUCAUCGUGAAUGCUUGGUACGGGAAGUUUGUCAAUGACAAGAGCAAGAAGAGUGAGAAGGUAAAAGUGAUUGACGUGACCGUGCCCCUGCAGUGCCUGGUGAAGGACUCAAAGCUCAUCCUCACAGAGGCCUCCAAGGCUGGGCUGCCGGGGUUCUAUGACCCAUGUGUGGGUGAAGAGAAGAACCUGAAAGUGCUUUAUCAGUUCCGAGGCGUCCUGCAUCAGGUGAUGGUGUUGGACAGUGAGGCCCUGCGGAUACCAAAGCAGUCUCACAGGAUUGAUACAGAUGGAUAAACUCCUUGAGAACCUGAUUAAAAAGAGGCUGCAAAAGAUCUUUUCCUGGGAUUCUACAAAUUUGGAAGCAGGGAAAAUACUCAGACAUCAGAUGUUUUUAUUAUAUUAUUCCUCUAGAAGGUGGUACCAUAACAAUUAUGUGAAGGGACACACAGAUAUCCCAGCUUUCCUGGGUGCUGUAGGUGGGAUGAAGGCAGCCCCAUCCUGGACCAGCCCGCAGCAUGGCCCGUGGCUGUCUUGCCAAGGAUCAUGUUUCCGGAGGGAAGGGCCCAGUGGCCUGGACUCCUCAGGGCCCCAGGCCCUCCAGCAUGUAUGCUGAUGCAGCGGCCACCCAGUAGUUCUCCGUCCUGUCUGGUGGUGUGUAUGGAACAUCCUGCCCUCACAUAGGACUGGGUACUACUUUCCCUAACAUCCACACUGAACAUGGGAAACAGAGGAAAGGAAGGAGGGAAGGCAUUUUCACAUGCCACAGCCUCCAGAUCAAGGGAGCGUCUGUGCUGUCGGCUUCCCACAAAUCACCUUCUGAUGAAAUAUUAUAAGUGAAUCUGGAGAGGAUUGUGGGUUUAUAAAACUGCUUUUUAUUUGAGAACAAACAGGUUUGGAAAUUAGUCUCUUUUUUCUCCCUCCCAGAGCUUCUCAAAUCAUUCCUCUGGCACCUGGCUGGGGACAGAAUGGUGUACUUCCCAAGCCCAGGGCCAUCCUUGUCAUGGGCCACUUCCCCUAUCCUGUGGGAAAAGGCCCUGCUGCCAGCAGAUGCAGAAUGACCCAUGUCCCUCUUGUCCAUAGCAGACGGUAGAGCCAGGACUGCCUAUGCCCACCACCUCUCCAGUGGGGUGCUGGGAGGAAGAGGAGGCUUGCAAGGGUGAAGGCUGAGAUGGGGGGAACAAUAAGACCAAGAGUCACGCUCGUGCCAAAUCCAAAGGUGUGGGCAUCAGGGCUGGCCCUGUUGUCCAUGCCUUGCUGGCAAGCACCCAGCAGGUGGCGCCGUGGCUCUCCACACAGAGCCAGGCCCAGCCCCUCCUCACUAGGACUUCUUUCUGGGGUGUGUCUCCAUUCUGAGACUUGUCUUCACUUGUUCGCUCUGUGGAUAAAGAAUGUUGUAGGAGCCAGUUCAGCUCUGAACAGCCUGGGGUGUCAGCUGUGGCAAACAGUAACCUGUGGAGCACAGGCCUGUACAUGGGUCUGGCCACUGGCGUGGUCACUUGCUCUCACUGACCCCUCUGAGCAGGGAUUGCUCAAGGCGUGAUGCCAGCUGGCCCUGGAGCCUGAGGGCCGCUCUUGGCCUCCACAUCUCCGGCUGUUGGUGAAAUCAGGUUUUGCUACUGGCACCGAAACCAGAAUGAUUGCUAAUAACCUCCUUCCUCCAGUUUUUAAAAGUAAUUCUGUAAUAUUUAUCUCCAUUUAAGAAAACAGAGAAAGCCUCUCUGCUCCAAUGACCGCAGGCCACGCAGGGACCAUCAUGAGCCUCUGCUUUGGGCAUGCCCCUCUGCGCCCUCGGCUGCAGGUGGUUCUUUUGGACACAGAUCUUUGUUUGAAGUUGACUGUACUGAGGCACUCUCUUACCAUAAUAAACCUUUCCUGAAAGCUGA
This is a messenger RNA of Tupaia belangeri chinensis (Chinese tree shrew), 3337 nucleotides long. RefSeq names its product DnaJ heat shock protein family (Hsp40) member C11 (gene DNAJC11). The transcript is spliced from 17 exons. The record is from RefSeq and is a predicted model, not a curated record. The coding region runs from base 183 to 1748 and encodes 521 amino acids. Gene Ontology annotation, biological process: cristae formation. Lineage: Eukaryota; Metazoa; Chordata; Mammalia; Scandentia; Tupaiidae.